CAUAGAUUGUCUGAUCUGCAGCCUAAAAUUAUUUAUAUCUCUUAUUUUAAAUAAUUUGUUAAAAAAAUGAGUUUUUUUUCAUUCAAAAUUUCCGACUUGGAAAAAAGAGUACAACAUUUGGAGGUCUCUAAUUUGCCAUUAAAUUUCUCGGAAUUAAUCGGUGAAGGCAGUGCUGCCAAAGUUUACAAAUCAUCGAUUAAAGGAGAGCCAUUAGCGCUAAAAGUGUUCAAUACCCAGUUUGGAAAAAAACGAAUUUUAACAGUAUGCAAUGAACUAAGGCAACUGGAACAUAUAAAUAUUGUUAACUUCUUGGGAUAUAGUCUUAGACCGACAGCUCUAUGUUUUGAAUUAUGCAGUGUGAAAGUCCACGACACCGUUGCUUAUUCCUUAAAAGAGCUUGUUACUAUUUAUAACGAUAACGAUUACUUCAAUUUAGAAGAAAGAACUUCGUAUAUAAUUCAAGCGUUUAAGGGUAUAAUUUAUCUCCAUGAAAAAAACAUCAUUCAUAGAGAUAUUAAACCAAGUAAUAUGUUAGUUAGUGGGUCUAUGGAAAAUCUGAUAAUAAAAAUAUCAGAUUUUGGUGAUAUGACCACUAUAAAAAAUACAAUCACUUGCACUAAUAACAACUCUUUAAAAGGAUUAACACUUUGCUAUGUGGCACCAGAACUUUUAGAUCAAAAUCCAAAACUUUCAGUGUGUACUGACAUUUACGCAUUAUCUAUUUCAAGUUUUGAAAUUCUUUCCAACUUAUGUUCACCAUGGGAAAAUAAUCUUCCAAUUAUCAACGAUGUUUUUCUUCUCCAGGCACUCAAAAACAAUAUAAGACCUGAUGCUGAUUUACUCAACGUUUUGUACAAAGAAAAUAUCCAAGAAAUACAAAUAAUAAUAAACGCAAUACAGCUGGGCUGGAAAUCAAUGCCAGAGGAACGAAUAUCCAUGAAAAAUCUAUUAAAAGAGUUUCAAUCAACAAAUGGAAGAAAAAAAUUAUUUGAUCCUGAUGAAGAUAUCGAAGAUGACGUAUCUUAUGAAAAAGUAACUAAAGAUUUUUUAGAGAAAAAUGAGGCAAAUGAUAGUCUUUCAUAUCAAAAUGAGAAUAAUAAUAACAAAGAGGUUCCUCCAUCUCCGCCUACAAUAAUACUUGAACCAAAAGAAACUUUUCAAGAUUUUAAUUUUCAACAAACAGAUGAAUUAAGUAAAGCUUUGUUAGAUAUAGAAGACAGCGUAAAGAUAUCUUUAACAGUAACAAAUUCCACAGAUAAACGAGAACAUGACAGAUCUUAA
Molecule: messenger RNA, 1281 nt
Organism: Hydra vulgaris (swiftwater hydra)
Lineage: Eukaryota; Metazoa; Cnidaria; Hydrozoa; Anthoathecata; Hydridae
Source: RefSeq, a predicted model, not a curated record